Molecule: messenger RNA, 3290 nt
Organism: Vanessa atalanta (red admiral)
Lineage: Eukaryota; Metazoa; Arthropoda; Insecta; Lepidoptera; Nymphalidae
Product: protein Skeletor, isoforms B/C
Exons: 16
Coding region: 377-2533 (718 amino acids)
Source: RefSeq, a predicted model, not a curated record
CAAAUUUCAAUUAUAAUUAUACCUAAUAUAAUAUUAAGUCAUAAGUCUGAUACGACAAUAAAUAGUGCUAAGGAAUAAUAAGUGGGAGAUGUAACUGUUGUGAAACGUUUUUUUGCGGUCUAAUGAUGUAAGUAAAUGAUCAAAAGUGAAAGUGACAGUGCGCGUAACGAAGCGGCCGAGCGCGAACGCUCGUGCGACAACAGAUAAUACAUCACGUCCCGGAAAAACACUGGACAAACCACAGAUUAAAAAUUCCCUCGGAUCAAAAUAGUUCAGCGAGGUUUUAUAGCUGUCAAACGAGCAUAGAGUCUGGAAGCAAGGAGGUUUAGUCCCGGAGGUUGUUAUAACGUGCCAGUCCGCCCCCGGCGCUCGGCCAAUGACGCCGCGGGAACCGCCCCCGUACGGCGCACUGCCGUACGUCUUCAUACUCCUUAUCCUGAAUGCCGGUUUAUCCGCAUCUAGGCGACCCGAGCCGUACUAUGGCCGCGUCAUUGGCCGGCUCACCCAGUACGCACAUGGAAUACGGGGCACUGUGUACGCUGUGGACGAGAGUACGGUAUUCGUACGGGGAUUUGCGUACGAUGGGACUGGCCCCGACGCGUAUUUCUGGGUUGGCGACACGCCACAACCGUCACCUGAAGGCACGCUUGUACCAUACCCAGAGGAUUAUGCGAGCCGGGACCCGCCGGUUCUGUCGGCACAUACAAACUCCGACAUCCUGCUUCGGCUGCCGGCUGGAAAAAGAUUACGAGACAUCAAAUGGAUAAGCGUCUGGUGUCGCAGAUUUACGGUCAAUUUCGGCGAUGUAUUCAUUCCUCCGGGACUAGAUCCUCCUCGACCUCGUGUUUUGCCAGAAUUCAAACGGCUAGCUCAUGGGCUAAGAUCUGGCAACAUAAGCGUUUUAGAUGCUAAAACAUUCUACAUACCAAACUUACACUACGACGGCGCCGGUCCAGACGCCUACUUUUGGGUAGGAAAUGGCAGCGAACCCAGUCCAUUCGGCACUAAAGUACCCAACGAAAUGGGUUCAUUGAACCCACUCCGAGGUUACCAAGGGGAAGACAUCGAAAUUGUGCUUCCCGGCAAGCUGACUGCCUACGACGUGGACUGGCUCGCCGUUUGGUGCGUAGAGUAUAGACACAACUUCGGUCAUGUCUACAUCCCUAAGGAUUUGGACGUACCACCGGCUUUAGGACAGACGAAAAUAACGCCAGCUUGGUGGUAUAAUCCGACAAGUUCAACGACAUCGCAGACUCCUUUCAGUGCCGCUAAUAAUUGUAAGGAAAUAUUGGAUAAGCGGCUGCAGAUCAGAUGGGAAAUACAGGGUGACCACGUCCAAAUAACUCUAGCGGCUCGUCUCCGCAAGGAACAGUACAUGGCCUUCGGAGUGUCGGGCGCCGAGGGCCGACCUGCCAUGUUGGGAGCUGAUGUAGUGGUUGCGUUUUGGGAUUCAAGGUUUAACCAGCCGCGGGUGUCCGACUACACCAUCAGCCACCUCGCGCAGUGCGACGGCGAGCGCGGCGUGUGCCCCGACACGCGCCUCGGCGGCAGCAACGACGCCGUCGUCGUGUCGGGUCAUCAAAAGAGCGGCGUAACGACGAUAACGUACCGGCGUCCGCUCGCCGCGACCGAGUCCGUCAAGGACAAGGAAAUACUGACGACUCGCUCGCAGUCCGUUAUCGCGGCCUUCGGACCUCUCAACUCAAGAUACGAAGCCAACGCGCACUCGUUCAUGGAUACGACCAGAAAUGAUGUGCAAUUGGAUUUCGGAGCUCAGAGCGACAACUCGUGCAUCGGGCUGGCGGAGCUGGAGGAGGGCGGGCCGGCGCCGUGGGCGGCGCGCGUGCUGGCCGGCGUCACGGCGCUCACGGCGCGCAUCGGGCCCGCCGGCGGCCGCCGCGGGUACACGCCCAUCACCGACAAUGACAUUAAUGAUGGAUUCCUAUCUUACGGUCACCCUUCUUGGGGCAUUGCCUGGUACAUCAACGAUCUGCUUAUUCCGGAGAUAUAUGUGGAACGAGGAAAGACGUACACAUUCCUGGUGGAGGGAGGGGACGACAGGACUAAUCCUGCUAAAUUCCACCCGUUCUACAUAAGCGAUUCAUCGGAGGGAGGUUUUGGUCAAAAGAAAGAGGAGGAACAGAGGAAGCAGCGAGUGUUCGCGGGAGUUGCCUACGACAACGAGGGAUACCCGUAUCCCACCGCAGUGGGCCGCUACUGCGAAUGGACCCACAAGACUGUGGAUCAGUCCGCCACAUCCGACACCUUCGAGCAGUACAUGCAAACGCUACAGCUGGAAUGCAACGAGGGGGAGCCCGCUGUUCUCAACUGGACCGUGGCCCACGAGACUCCCGACUUGCUGUACUAUCAGUGUUACACUCACAACAAUCUCGGCUGGAAAAUACACGUAGUAGACCCUGGGACGAUUGUGCCGCUGCCCGACAAGAGCGCCAUCAUUAACUCAGCAGAACGGCUGACAGCGCUUGCGGCCCUCGUGACGUUGGCCGCGGCCCUGACAGCGCGCCACAGAUAAGGACGUUCGGAUACACGCGGCGAGCUCUGUUACCAAGAAGAUCGGAUGGACUUAUACUUUACUAUAAACAUAAUUUUACUAUACAAACGAGUAGGUAUUUACAAAUGCUAAUUUGAAUUUUUUACUGAAUUAUCAGAAUAUACGUUUGGCAUAUGAUAGAUUUAGACUGAAUCGUUUUUAUAGUACUUUAUAUAAUUAUAACGAAACGCAGACAAUAAAGCGUAAUUUAAAAGUUUUAAUUUACAUAAAUUGUGACAAUAAAAUUGAAUGUGAACUGUAGGUUUAAGAUGACGUACAUUUUUAAACAUAUUAUAUUGUGUUUAGGAGUAAGAGUUUACUUCAUAGAGGAGGUAGUAAUGUCGGUGUUAACAGGGCUCGCUCAUUGUACAGAUAAGAUUUGGGUAAAUAAUGUCAAUCUAUAUGAUAUCAAUUUCAUAUCAGUCAUUAACUAUACUUAUGUACAAUCUUUAUACAUUAGAAUUUGGUAACUCUCUGUAGAAUUAGGGUUUUUUUUCAAUGAGUAUUUCCCAAUCAAUUAACAUAGAACAUUUACAAUGAAAGCGUGUCCUAGGACCUCUCGCUCAUUAUCUUCUAAAGAGAAAGAGACAGAAACACGUGUCUCGGUAUGAAACUCGAGGUAUAGAAUUUAAAGAAAUGAUUCUUAAACUUUAUCUUCGUGGUUAAAAAAUAAUCAAUAACAUUGGAAAUAAUGACAAUAAAAAAUAUUUUUAGAUUUAAUAAAGUUCUUGCCGUGUGC